AUGUCUGGUCGCGGAAAACAGGGUGGUAAAGUUCGAGCUAAGGCCAAGUCACGCUCGUCCAGGGCUGGACUGCAGUUCCCCGUGGGCCGCGUGCACCGACUGCUGCGGAAAGGUAACUACGCGGAGCGUGUCGGGGCUGGAGCGCCUGUUUACAUGGCGGCUGUGCUGGAGUACCUGACGGCUGAGAUUCUGGAGCUGGCAGGCAACGCUGCCCGCGACAACAAGAAGACACGCAUCAUUCCCCGACACCUGCAGCUGGCUAUCCGCAACGACGAGGAGCUCAACAAGCUGCUGGGCAAGGUGACGAUCGCGCAGGGUGGAGUGCUGCCCAACAUCCAGGCCGUGCUGCUGCCCAAGAAGACUGAGAGCCAUAAGGCUAAAAGUAAAUAA
Indicator indicator is the source of this 390-nucleotide messenger RNA. Its product is annotated as histone H2A.J. Gene Ontology annotation, molecular function: protein heterodimerization activity; structural constituent of chromatin; DNA binding. Bases 1 to 390 code for a protein of 129 amino acids. The transcript has a single exon. The record is from RefSeq and is a predicted model, not a curated record. Gene Ontology annotation, cellular component: nucleosome. NCBI's taxonomy places the organism in Eukaryota, Metazoa, Chordata, Aves, Piciformes, Indicatoridae.